Lindgomyces ingoldianus is the source of this 516-nucleotide messenger RNA. RefSeq lists its product as uncharacterized. The coding region runs from base 1 to 516 and encodes 171 amino acids. The transcript has 4 exons. The record is from RefSeq and is a predicted model, not a curated record. Lineage: Eukaryota; Fungi; Ascomycota; Dothideomycetes; Pleosporales; Lindgomycetaceae.
AUGACUUUAUAUCCGGACAAUAACCAUGUGCCACGUUAUGCUCAAAGAGCAAAAGAGCUCUCCACAAUAGUGCGCUCAGUCACUUCCAAAUAUGGAAAGGUCGAGCUCAUGGCAAGUCUUUUCUACCUUCCAAAAGCGGUUAGUCCUAAAGAUAUAAUGUGGCUAAGAUGCAUCGAAAUUAGUGAUAUUAACCCCAUCGCUUCAGAACAUUCAAGCCAGCUACAGGGGAAUCUGGUGUUGGAAUUCGGGGGUAAUGAAGUAGCCAUACCAGAGCACUCUGGAUCGGACGAUUUCCCCACAUCGACUAGCUUGGAAUGGGUCUUCAACCUGGAGACGACGUUUCACAAGGCCACUCAGGAGAGCGAAUCUGAUGGACAUCAGGCACAUUCUUCAGCUCUUCAAUCCCGUUUAGCGUUUGAUAAUCCAGAACCCUAUAUGGACCUUCUCGCAAUAUAUUCGCCAUCCACAAAUUUGAGAAAGUCAGGGCCUACCGAAGUCUACCAAGCUCCAAGUUGA